Messenger RNA from Homo sapiens (human), 1935 nucleotides. RefSeq names its product apolipoprotein A5 (gene APOA5). Gene Ontology annotation, biological process: lipid transport; acylglycerol homeostasis; lipoprotein metabolic process. Gene Ontology annotation, molecular function: lipid binding. The coding region runs from base 74 to 1174 and encodes 366 amino acids. The transcript has 4 exons. The record is from RefSeq and is marked reviewed. Lineage: Eukaryota; Metazoa; Chordata; Mammalia; Primates; Hominidae. Gene Ontology annotation, cellular component: Golgi apparatus; late endosome; extracellular region.
AUAAAGCAGAAUGUCUGCUCUCUGUGCCCAGACGUGAGCAGGCCUCCCUCCACCUGUCUUCUCAGAGCAGGUAAUGGCAAGCAUGGCUGCCGUGCUCACCUGGGCUCUGGCUCUUCUUUCAGCGUUUUCGGCCACCCAGGCACGGAAAGGCUUCUGGGACUACUUCAGCCAGACCAGCGGGGACAAAGGCAGGGUGGAGCAGAUCCAUCAGCAGAAGAUGGCUCGCGAGCCCGCGACCCUGAAAGACAGCCUUGAGCAAGACCUCAACAAUAUGAACAAGUUCCUGGAAAAGCUGAGGCCUCUGAGUGGGAGCGAGGCUCCUCGGCUCCCACAGGACCCGGUGGGCAUGCGGCGGCAGCUGCAGGAGGAGUUGGAGGAGGUGAAGGCUCGCCUCCAGCCCUACAUGGCAGAGGCGCACGAGCUGGUGGGCUGGAAUUUGGAGGGCUUGCGGCAGCAACUGAAGCCCUACACGAUGGAUCUGAUGGAGCAGGUGGCCCUGCGCGUGCAGGAGCUGCAGGAGCAGUUGCGCGUGGUGGGGGAAGACACCAAGGCCCAGUUGCUGGGGGGCGUGGACGAGGCUUGGGCUUUGCUGCAGGGACUGCAGAGCCGCGUGGUGCACCACACCGGCCGCUUCAAAGAGCUCUUCCACCCAUACGCCGAGAGCCUGGUGAGCGGCAUCGGGCGCCACGUGCAGGAGCUGCACCGCAGUGUGGCUCCGCACGCCCCCGCCAGCCCCGCGCGCCUCAGUCGCUGCGUGCAGGUGCUCUCCCGGAAGCUCACGCUCAAGGCCAAGGCCCUGCACGCACGCAUCCAGCAGAACCUGGACCAGCUGCGCGAAGAGCUCAGCAGAGCCUUUGCAGGCACUGGGACUGAGGAAGGGGCCGGCCCGGACCCCCAGAUGCUCUCCGAGGAGGUGCGCCAGCGACUUCAGGCUUUCCGCCAGGACACCUACCUGCAGAUAGCUGCCUUCACUCGCGCCAUCGACCAGGAGACUGAGGAGGUCCAGCAGCAGCUGGCGCCACCUCCACCAGGCCACAGUGCCUUCGCCCCAGAGUUUCAACAAACAGACAGUGGCAAGGUUCUGAGCAAGCUGCAGGCCCGUCUGGAUGACCUGUGGGAAGACAUCACUCACAGCCUUCAUGACCAGGGCCACAGCCAUCUGGGGGACCCCUGAGGAUCUACCUGCCCAGGCCCAUUCCCAGCUCCUUGUCUGGGGAGCCUUGGCUCUGAGCCUCUAGCAUGGUUCAGUCCUUGAAAGUGGCCUGUUGGGUGGAGGGUGGAAGGUCCUGUGCAGGACAGGGAGGCCACCAAAGGGGCUGCUGUCUCCUGCACAUCCAGCCUCCUGCGACUCCCCAAUCUGGAUGCAUUACAUUCACCAGGCUUUGCAAACCCAGCCUCCCAGUGCUCAUUUGGGAAUGCUCAUGAGUUACUCCAUUCAAGGGUGAGGGAGUAGGGAGGGAGAGGCACCAUGCAUGUGGGUGAUUAUCUGCAAGCCUGUUUGCCGUGAUGCUGGAAGCCUGUGCCACUACAUCCUGGAGUUUGGCUCUAGUCACUUCUGGCUGCCUGGUGGCCACUGCUACAGCUGGUCCACAGAGAGGAGCACUUGUCUCCCCAGGGCUGCCAUGGCAGCUAUCAGGGGAAUAGAAGGGAGAAAGAGAAUAUCAUGGGGAGAACAUGUGAUGGUGUGUGAAUAUCCCUGCUGGCUCUGAUGCUGGUGGGUACGAAAGGUGUGGGCUGUGAUAGGAGAGGGCAGAGCCCAUGUUUCCUGACAUAGCUCUACACCUAAAUAAGGGACUGAACCCUCCCAACUGUGGGAGCUCCUUAAACCCUCUGGGGAGCAUACUGUGUGCUCUCCCCAUCUCCAGCCCCUCCCUCUGGGUUCCCAAGUUGAAGCCUAGACUUCUGGCUCAAAUGAAAUAGAUGUUUAUGAUAGAA